GUCAAGUGACAAUUGCGUGCUGCGGAGGAAGAUACCAGAACGUACCACAGACGCCCUUGCUGCGGGCAAUACGCCAAGGAAGCUCCGUUACGUGAGAGUUUCGCUGACGGGAAAGUCCAAGGCUGAAUUUACAGCAACAACAAAUGAAGGUUCCCCUGAAAGUGCGCCCACUUGGACAGGCGCGUGAGCGUGCUGCGGCUAUUAAAACAUCUUUUGAGAAAGAUCGCAUGGAAUGGGAAUUCGAGUCACAAACGUGUUGAACUCAAUGUAAGGUUACACGCAUGUGGUUCGAAAGCUAGCGGAGAAUAGAUCAUACCAGCCACCAGGAUAAAUACUGAGGCAACAGGUGAAUCGAGUUCUUCCAGUUGACAUUCGCAAUGCCUCACGCUAGUAUCAUAUUGUUUUCCUCCGCUGCCGUUGCCGUCGCGGUAGCCCUCGCCAAAGCAUUCAUGACCCCAAAGACAAGGGUACACACAAGUGUCCCCGCCGUCAGGACAAUAUUGAGUCCACCUGAGCUCCCCAUGUCCGCGUUAUUACGCGCACGUUCCAUACCCAACCAGCGCCUUGUAAAGGCGCUCGGUAUCUCCAGCACAUUCGUCAGUGAUGAUCCAGGCGUCCAUGACGCCUUCACUCGCGAAGCGAAAGUUUUGAUCACCACCGUCACCGCGAAAGAUGGAUGGUCGAGGCUCGUUGAUGUCACCGAAACCUGCGUAAACAGGUUCCUUGACGCAAAGAGUCUCGACUUCGCCACCUUUGUGCAAUCUGUCACGUUCAGUGUCGUCUUGGCAGGCCUGCUGGGUACGGAUAUCGAAGAUCUUGACCCAGCAGACGUGGCAUUCGUCACCAAAGCCAUCAAUGAGCGUUGGGCACAAUCCAAAUCGAGCAUUGCUCAGCCUACAGAUGUGCUCGAUCGCAUCAACGAUCACAUCGUCAGAUGGGUUCCAGACCGAACCAAUCCACUCAACCUCAUCAUCCCCGCGUACGAGACAAUGUGGCGCGUAGCAGCAACUGCGGUGGUUUAUUCUAACCGCAAUUGCCUGCUACGCGAAGCAUUCAUCUCAUAUAACGAGAACCCUACUGAUGAUCAGUUCCGCGCCCUUGCCACCGAAGGGCCUAGCGUAGAGGCGAUCAUCAGUGAGGUUCUCAGACUCCACCCCCCGACUCGCCACAUCACCCGCUCUGUGGUCGUCCCAUGGUGGAAGAAGCCGUUCGUUCCAUCUUUGGAUGUAGCGGACGUCGAAGAAGCGCAGAAAUCUAUUCUCUUCGGAAGCGACCCUGAGUCCUUCAAUCCUAUGCGGUUCCACGCGAGCCCUUCCGGUCCAAAGAGGGACCAGCUGUAUGCCUUCGGGCACGGAAAGCUGAAAUGCGUAGCGGCAAGCUGGGCACCACCAGCUGCAGCUGUGAUUACCGCGAAAAUCAUGGCCAAAUUGGACGACGUCGAGCUCAAGUUGAAGGAAGGACCGCGUAUUGGGAAAAGGGAAGGAUGGGAGGGCUGGUCGAUUGAAAGGAUCUAACGAACACCAUGUGAUACAUAUUGGACUCAUAGCUCGUACUGUAAACUAGUCCCGGAACAUGAGAGUCAUAGAGAUUGUAGUCCAUAAGGAGAUACUUGACGUAGACAUGAAAGCGAUGCUCGUCUGCGGUGUCGUGUCUUUUCACAACAAACGUACAUAGCUUUCAUGUGCAUCAUUCACAUAACGAAUUCCAGGCAAUAUUUGUUCAAUGCAGUACUUGUGAAUGAACA
Suillus clintonianus is the source of this 1744-nucleotide messenger RNA. RefSeq lists its product as uncharacterized. Lineage: Eukaryota; Fungi; Basidiomycota; Agaricomycetes; Boletales; Suillaceae. The record is from RefSeq and is a predicted model, not a curated record. Gene Ontology annotation, molecular function: iron ion binding; oxidoreductase activity, acting on paired donors, with incorporation or reduction of molecular oxygen; monooxygenase activity. The coding region runs from base 378 to 1514 and encodes 378 amino acids. The transcript has a single exon.